ACUGCGAAGAAAAGCACAGCUGCAAUGAUCGUGUCUACCACAGAUGAUGUGAUGCGGUCGCUGGAGGUGACGGGAGUGCUGGCCACCAUCACCGCCGACCGUCUCUUCCACUCUGUGCACGACGCCGUCACGUUACUCGGUGUAGAAAACGCAUCGGGAUCAGAAAACGACGCAGUUCUGAUGGGUCUGCUCAGCUUGGGCUCGGUGACUGUGUUCUUCAACGACAUGUUGGUAUCGGGCUUCAGUACGGGAGCUGCAGUACACGUCUUAGUGUCCCAACUAAAGGACGUUUUUGCCGUCAAAGUUACUCGAUUUUCGGGACCUUGUAACAUUAUUUAUACUGUGCUAGACGUCAUCCAGAAACUGCCCACAGCCAACGUAGCGGCCGUCAUCAUAUCUGCUAUUUCGAUGUUUUUGCUCUCAGUCAACAACGAACAGUUGAAGCCGCGUCUUGCCAAGUUCACGAGAAUACCUGUUCCUAUCGAGUUGAUCGUAGUCGUCAUCGGCACAACGGUGUCUUACUGCGUCGACUUGAACGCCAAAUACAAUGUUCAAAUCGUUGGUGAUAUUCCUACUGGGUUGCCAAUGCCCGCCAUGCCGCCGUUUUCCCUGGCGGCGGCCGUGGCGGUUGACUGCCUUGUCAUUGCCAUCAUUGCGUACGCAGGAUCCUUCUCCCUCGCCAAGAUAUUCGCCAUCAAACACAACUAUGAAGUUGAUGCAAACCAGGAGCUGUAUGCCAUGGGCAUCGGCAACAUCUUCAGUUCGUUCUUCUCGUGCGGACCAAUGGCGGCGUCAAUCACCAGAGUCCUGAUCCAGGAGAGCGCUGGCGGCAUGACGCAGAUCGCUGGCCUGGUGUCUGCCUUCGCCAUCUUCUGGGUGUUGCUCUUCAUAGGGCCUGUACUUGAAGUGCUGCCUAAGGCCUGCUUGGGAAGCAUCAUCGUGGUGGCCAUGAAAGAUAUGCUUGUUAAGGUUUUUGACAUGAUUGCCAU
Messenger RNA from Hyalella azteca, 989 nucleotides. Its product is annotated as solute carrier family 26 member 6-like. Gene Ontology annotation, cellular component: membrane. The transcript is spliced from 8 exons. The record is from RefSeq and is a predicted model, not a curated record. NCBI's taxonomy places the organism in Eukaryota, Metazoa, Arthropoda, Malacostraca, Amphipoda, Hyalellidae. Gene Ontology annotation, biological process: transmembrane transport. The annotation marks the transcript as partial. Gene Ontology annotation, molecular function: oxalate transmembrane transporter activity; chloride transmembrane transporter activity; sulfate transmembrane transporter activity.